GUUCAGGAGGCCGGUGGGCCGGGCCGCGCGGCGCAGCCAUGCCAGGCUUUACGUGUUGCGUGCCGGGCUGCUACAACAACUCGCAUCGGGACAAGGCUCUCCAUUUCUACACGUUUCCCAAGGACGCUGAGCUGCGGCGCCUCUGGCUCAAGAACGUGUCUCGUGCCGGCGUCAGUGGAUGCUUCUCCACCUUCCAGCCCACCACGGGUCACCGUCUCUGCAGCGUCCACUUCCAGGGCGGCCGCAAGACCUACACGGUGCGCGCCCCACCAUCCACCACCUCCCAGUCAGCCACAGUCUCAGCAGCGCAGCAGCAGCAGCAGCAGCAGCAGCAGCAGCAGCAACAGCAGCAGCAGCAGCAACUGCAGCAUCCGCCGCCGCCGUCAGCCUCGACUGCCCAGACCGCCCAGCUGCAGCCGAACCUGGUGUCUGCUUCUGCGGCUGUGCUCCUCACUCUUCAGGCGGCUGUGGACAGCAGCCAGGCUCCUGGAUCCGUGCAGCAGGCACCCACUGCUCCCACCGGAGAUGAUGUGAAACCCAUCGAUCUGACGGUGCAAGUGGAGUUCGCGGCCGCAGAGGGCGCAGCCGCCGCAGCUGCCGCGUCGGAGCUAGAGGCUGCCACCGCCGGGCUGGAGGCUGCCGAGUGUCCGAUGGGCCCCCAGUUGGUGGUAGUAGGGGAAGAGGGCUUCCCUGAUACUGGCUCCGACCACUCGUACUCGUUGUCGUCAGGCACCACGGAGGAGGAGCUCCUGCGCAAGCUGAACGAGCAGCGGGACAUCCUGGCGCUGAUGGAGGUGAAGAUGAAGGAGAUGAAGGGCAGCAUCCGCCACCUGCGUCUCACCGAGGCCAAGCUGCGCGAAGAGCUCCGAGAGAAGGAUCGGCUGCUGGCCAUGUCUGUCAUCCGCAAGAAGCACGGGAUGUGAACGGGUUCCCCUGGGACUCCCCGGGCCCUGCCAGCCCAGGAGGCCUGCAGGCCGCCAUUGCGAACUCGCCUAUACUCCUGGGACACUGGUUGACUGUACUGAGGCUUAGGGCAGCUGGGCUGUUGCUGGUGACCUGACACCCUCUUGUUUCCUCUUGAAGUCUGGGACCUUGGACUCUGCUCUGGUCCAAGCAAUUAAUGACUUUGUCUCCCCCACAUCCCUAUCUCCAGUUCAUGUUGUGGGUUCUGGUUAAGCAGAGGCUUAGGAACCACUGAACUUGAAAUCCUUACCCCGUAGGGAUGCGGGUGGGAUGCCCAAGGACUAUGGGUUUGGGAAGACAACACCUUGUGGUUUGCCAGCAAUCAGAGACAACUCACUCUUGUGUGUAGUGAUAAGGGAGCCAAGUGACAUCCGUUCUCCUCUUCAUGCUUUUCUUUCCCAGGUGCAGCCUGUGAUUCUGAUGGGAACUGGCAGAUCUGUGCUUCUGCCUCCUAGGACCUCCCUCUCCAGGAGGCCAUCUACAAGGGGAUCUAGGUGACAUGCUGAUGGAGACCCAGCUUGCCAGGGACUUAGGUUUAUCUUGUUAUGUUUGCUACUGGUUACAAAUUCUAUUUUCUGUACAUUUAGUCAGACUAAAGUUUUCACUGUGUUUGUUUGGCAAAAUGAAUUAAACAGAAGGUAAGGUUUUUAUUUGGA
This is a messenger RNA of Myotis davidii, 1619 nucleotides long. RefSeq names its product THAP domain containing 11 (gene THAP11). The record is from RefSeq and is a predicted model, not a curated record. Gene Ontology annotation, biological process: regulation of transcription by RNA polymerase II. Lineage: Eukaryota; Metazoa; Chordata; Mammalia; Chiroptera; Vespertilionidae. Gene Ontology annotation, cellular component: nucleoplasm. Gene Ontology annotation, molecular function: RNA polymerase II cis-regulatory region sequence-specific DNA binding.